UAUGAGCAGGAAAUGGGACUCAAACUCUUCAGAAAACUGGAAUCACACCUGGAGUAGCAAUGACACACAGCAUCCCUGGUACUCUGAUAUCAACAUCACCUAUGUGAACUAUUAUCUUCACCAGCCUCAAGUGGCAGCGAUCUUCAUUAGUUCCUACUUCCUGAUUUUUUUCCUGUGCAUGGUGGGAAAUACUGUAGUUUGCUUUAUUGUAAUAAGGAACAAACACAUGCACACUGUGACUAAUUUCUUCAUCUUAAACCUGGCAAUAAGUGAUUUACUGGUUGGAAUAUUCUGCAUGCCUAUCACAUUGCUGGACAACAUCAUAGCAGGAUGGCCAUUUGGAAGCAGCAUGUGCAAGAUCAGUGGGCUGGUGCAGGGAAUAUCAGUCUCCGCUUCAGUCUUUACCUUGGUUGCCAUAGCCGUGGACAGAUUCCGGUGUGUGGUCUACCCCUUUAAGCCAAAGCUCACUAUCAAGACAGCAUUUGUCACUAUUGUGAUCAUCUGGGGCCUGGCCAUCGCCAUUAUGUCUCCAUCUGCAAUAAUGUUACACGUACAAGAAGAAAAAUACUACCGUGUGAGACUGGGCUCCCACAAUAAAACCAGCACAGUCUACUGGUGUCGGGAGGACUGGCCGAACCAGGAAAUGAGGAGGAUCUACACGACUGUGCUGUUUGCCACCAUCUACCUGGCUCCGCUGUCCCUCAUUGUUGUCAUGUAUGCACGGAUUGGGGCUUCCCUCUUCAAGACUUCAGCAAAUUGCGCCGGAAAGCAGCGCCAGGAGCAGUGGCAUGUAUCCAAGAAGAAACAGAAGGUCAUCAAGAUGCUGUUGACUGUGGCCCUCCUUUUUAUGCUUUCUUGGCUGCCCCUAUGGACUCUGAUGAUGCUCUCAGACUAUGCUGACCUGUCUCCUAACAAACUGCGUGUCAUCAACAUCUACAUCUACCCCUUCGCCCACUGGCUUGCCUUUUGCAACAGCAGUGUCAACCCCAUCAUUUACGGUUUCUAUAACGAAAAUUUUCGCAGUGGUUUCCAAGAGGCAUUCCAGAUCUGCCAAAAGAAAACCAAACCCCAGGAAGCCUAUGUCCUAAGAGCUAAAAGCAACAUGGUCAUAAACACAUCUGGCCUGCUGGUCCAGCAACCUGCAUCUCAAAACCUAGGUGGGGAACAUUUGAUGUGUGGAAAAAGUGCUGAAAAUCCCACACAGGAAUCCCUGGUGGAAGACAUGAGAGAAGCUACUAAUAGUACUGAGGUUUAAAAAGAGCACAGGGAAGGGAGGGACAGUGUUAUGUAGUAUGUGAGUAUGGAUAUGUCUUUAAAUACUGCUGCUUAGUGUGGCUUUGCAUUUCUAAUAUUCUGGUGAAAGCCCAUUUUGUCAAAAAUCUGAAGGUAUAAAAAUGGCCUUCCUAACCAGUCUUAUGGUACAUGAAAUAUUCAGUGACUUUCAUAUUUGCCUGAAAAUUUUCACAAUCUGACCAUUCCCACUUUAACCAUUGGUUUUAUGCGAGCCAAGUAAAUCAAAUGUGUUUGU
Molecule: messenger RNA, 1528 nt
Organism: Peromyscus leucopus (white-footed mouse)
Lineage: Eukaryota; Metazoa; Chordata; Mammalia; Rodentia; Cricetidae
Gene: Npffr2
Product: neuropeptide FF receptor 2
Exons: 3
Coding region: 2-1255 (417 amino acids)
Biological process (GO): regulation of MAPK cascade; regulation of adenylate cyclase activity; G protein-coupled receptor signaling pathway
Cellular component (GO): membrane
Molecular function (GO): opioid receptor binding; peptide binding; neuropeptide receptor activity
Source: RefSeq, a predicted model, not a curated record